AUGGGACUCACACCACAUGAAUUCUGUGAGAACCUAGCUCGACAGCGAACUAGUUUUAGCCACGACGAACAAAUUAAAUAUACGGAAUUUAUCUCUCAGACAUAUUACUUUACCUAUAAUGCAUCCCUAACAAAACAACACAGAAUCGUCAGACGCCGUCUUCAAAAAAUCCGGCAAUUAAGUGACUAUAUUUGGAUCCUAGUGGCUAUCACUUUCACUUUUACCAGUCUUGCACAUCUUUGUGAUUUUGAUAAGUGCUUAAAGAUUAUCGAGUCUUGGCUGAACAGGUAUCCUCUUUCUCAAGAUCAGUACGAAAGUGCCCAUGGACAAAAGUUGGGGAAGAAAGUUCCCCGGAGGAAUGUGCCAAAAAGGAAUUUAUUUCCGAUACAAAUAAAAAGCAUCGAUAUAUCAAGUCCUAUUUACAAUAUCAACCCGGGAGAUAGCGAAAGCGCGAAAGGCAUUCAAGAUUUUCUCUCAUCUAUAGAGCGUGAGAGCUUAGAUCCAGGAGAUAGAGUGAUUUACAUUUCAUCCGAAGACCAGCUACACGAUAAGCUGGAAGGCCUAUUCUUGAAACCACUGUUUUGGCGAUCAUAUACCAACCAGCACCCUAUCCCUGGUGAUAUGCCUACUUCUAUAACCGACUUUAUCGCGUCUCUCACCAAGAUCAACGUCCAACAACUAGAGGCCAUCGACUACGCUAAAGAUGCGGCCACGCCCAAAGAAGUACCAAUCGCUGAAGUGGCUAAAUAUUUCCAGUCACCGCCAAUGAGUCGCUCGGCGUUGAACUUCCUUGAUAUGGAGAAUUUAUAUCUUCCUUGUGUUCCGGCACCUGUACGCCAAUCAGAUCUGCUUCGAACGGCAUAUUUACGCAAGCGGGGAUCAGUGUCCAAGUCUCUGAGAAGUUAUGAUACAGUUCCUCCGGAUCGAGAGUUUCUUCUCUUAUCCGGCCGUAACUCCGUAUCACCAAUUCAUCUUGAUACUGCCGGGCAUUUAACCUGGAUUAUCGGAAUUUCCGGCCGCAAGAUCUGGUACGUGCCUAGUGAUCUUACCUCGGCGGCCAACAGACUCGCAACAGGUGGGAGUCAAUUUCCAGAACAUUAUGAGGACGGAUGGAGACGUAUAAUCAUUGAACCUGGUGAUCUAUUGGUUAUGCCACCAGGUUGCCCACAUGCUGUGUUUACCCCAGAGGAUUCAUUUACCGUUGGAGGUCACUUCUAUACACGUUCACAUCUUAGCACAACAAUCUCCACUACCGCUCUUCAAGCCCGUUAUGGGAGCACUUUCUGCAAUGAGAGCUUAUCCUUGCAGGAUUACCUAAAUAUCACACUGAUCUUCGAACAGUGUAAGGACUUAUUUUCCAGUGCAGACAUGGCACGGUUGGUAGCAAGCAAAGUGUAUUGGGAGUGCGCCAAUCAACUCAAUGCUCAUGCAGAAUCAAUGUCCAGGUAUGAUGCUGAGCAUUCCACGGCGAGGCCCGGAGGUGAAUCUCUUGCCAAGGGUAGCAAGGGUGGCAGUAAAAAAAGAGGUAAAACUGCUACCAAGAAUGCUCCGACCAACAGGGAAGAUACUACUAGAAGAGACGUACACAUCGCAUGGCUUCGGAUCCUAGAUUUCAUGCAGCGGGCAAGUACAGAGCUUCAGAUACAUUUAAUCCAGGGAGAUACUUGA
Messenger RNA from Aspergillus uvarum CBS 121591, 1668 nucleotides. RefSeq lists its product as uncharacterized. Lineage: Eukaryota; Fungi; Ascomycota; Eurotiomycetes; Eurotiales; Aspergillaceae. The transcript has 5 exons. Bases 1 to 1668 code for a protein of 555 amino acids. The record is from RefSeq and is a predicted model, not a curated record.